Molecule: messenger RNA, 2760 nt
Organism: Tricharina praecox
Lineage: Eukaryota; Fungi; Ascomycota; Pezizomycetes; Pezizales; Pyronemataceae
Product: ankyrin repeat-containing domain protein
Exons: 2
Coding region: 286-2604 (772 amino acids)
Molecular function (GO): protein binding
Source: RefSeq, a predicted model, not a curated record
CCGUAGACCAUCGGUAUAAAGGAUCCUUCUUUCUUGCGCUGCGCUCAGGACACCGGGUGACAGCCGGAAAUCUGCUCGAGGUCGGGGUUGUCGACGGAACCUAGCAUGACGGGAGAAAGACGGGUUUGCAAUAUGCCGCUGGCUAAGGCUACAGCGAUAUUGUGGAACGAUUGUUGGCGAUGGGUGCCGAUGUCCACGCGAAGCCUUUUCCGGAUGGCGGUAGGACCGCGCUGCAAGCUGCAGCGGAAGGCGGCCACCUUGCAAUAGUGAAGCGACUCCUAGAGCAUGCGGCUUACGUCAACACGGCACUGGCACAAUGCGAUGGACGGACAGCCCUACAGGCAGGCAGCAUCGGAAGGAGGCCAUAUCGAAGUGGUAAACGAGCUCUUGGAAAAUGGGGCCGAUGUCAACGCAGCACCAGCGGAUCGUGGAGGAAGAACAGCCGUGCAGGCGGCAUGUGGGAGAGGCCAUCUCGCAGUGGUUCGAAGGCUCUUGGAAGAGGGAGCUGAGGUCGCCGCGGCCCCAGCAAGAAGGGGAGGAUGGACAGCCCUACAGGCUGCAUCGGAAAGAGGCCACCUUGAAGUGGUGAAUCAACUCUUCGAGAAGGGAACCGAGGUCAACGCACCGCCGGCACAACACGGCGGAAGAACAGCUCUCCAGGCAGCCUCGGAAGGAGGUCACCUUGAAGUUUUCGAACGGCUGCUGGGAGAGGACGCGGAGGUAGCCGCGGCAGCUGCGGGAAGGAGAGGGAGAACAGCCCUGCAGGCAGCAUCGGGGAGAGGCCACCUUGCAGUGGUAAAUCACCUCUUGGCUAACGGCACCGAGGUCAACACAGCCCCAGCAGAACACCACGGAAGAACAGCCCUACAAGCAGCAUCCGAAGGAGGUCACCUUGCAGUAGUCGGGCGGCUCUUGACAAAAGAAGCCGAUGUCAACGCAGCGCCAGCAAAACACGGAAGAACAGCUCUACAGGCAGCAUCUGGAGGUGGACAUCUUGUAGUAGUCGAGCGGUUGCUGAGGAAUGGGGCCACUGUAAACGCAGAUCCAGCGGCUUGCGAAGGAAGAACAGCCCUGCAGGCAGCAUCCGGAGGUGGCCACCUUUCAGUAGCGGACCGUCUCUUGGAAAAGGGAGCCGAUGUCAACGCAGCUCCAGCGGAAGAACUCGGACGGACAGCCCUACACGCCGCAUCGGAAGGCGGCCAUCUUGCCCUCGUCGAGCGACUCCUGGAUAAGGGUGCCGAUGUCAAUACAGAGCCAGCUGGGGAUAAUGGAAGAACUGCCCUGCAGGCAGCAUCGGAAAGAGGGCAUCUUGCAAUAGUUGACCAUCUGCUGGAGAAUCGAGCUGAAGUUCAAGCGGCACCAGCAAGGACGAAAGGAAGAACGGCUCUGCAGGCAGCAUCCGAAGGAGGUCAUCUUUCGGUGGUGCAACAGCUCCUGGACUCGGGGGCCAAAGUUAAAGAAUUGCCGUCCAGCUCGGGCAGAACAGCCCUUCAAGCAGCAUCGGAAGGAGGUCAUCUGGCGGUAGUGAAUCACCUCCUGGUGAACGAUGCUGAGGUCAACGCACCGCCAGCGCAACCGGAAGGUCGAACAGCCUUACAAGCAGCUUCGGAAGGAGGCCACCUCGAGGUACUGAACCGACUCCUGGAGAAGGGGGCCGAUGUCAAUGCCGCACCCACAGCAGCACGCGGAAGAACAGCUCUACAAGCAGCCUCGGAAAGAGGUCACCUCGAAGUCGUCGGUCGACUAUUGGAGGAGGCGGCCGAAGUCAACGCAACGCCAGCUGAACUUUACGGACGAACGGCUCUCCAGGCUGCGUCUGGAGGAGGCCAUCAUGCUGUCGUGGAUAAACUCUUGGAGAAGCAGGCCGAAGUCAACGCAGCGCCAGCAAGAUGGGGAGGAAGAACGGCUCUACAGGCGGCAUCCGGAGGAGGCUAUCUUGCAGUAGUUAAUCAACUCUUGGAGAAGCAGGCUGAUGUCAACGCAGUGCCGGCGGAAUCCAAAAGAAGAACCGCCUGGCAAGCCGCAUCGGAAGCAGGCCAUCUUCGAAUAGUGGAGCGGCUCCUGAAGAAGGGGGCUAAUGUUAAUGCAGCCCCAGCAGGCGACGGCGGACGUACGGCUCUGCAAGCAGCAUCGAAAGGAGGCCAUCGCGCGGUAGUUGAGCGGCUUCUCAGAAAGGGAGCCAAUGUCAACGCUGCCCCUGCAAACUCCGAAGGACGAACAGCUCUACAGGCAGCAUCAGAAGGAGGCCAUGUUACAGUAGUCGAGCGACUCUUGGAGAAGGGGGCCGAUGUCGAUGCCGCGCCAGCAGAAUACGGACGAACUGCGCUACACGCAGCAUGCAAAGGCGGGUAUCUUGCCAUUGUGGAGCUGCUCAUCGUGCACGGGGCUAAAAUCAACGCCGCACCCUCGAACGGGGGACGAACGGCGUUACAGGCAGCAUCGGAAGGAGGCCACCUGGGAGCAGUGAAUCGAUUGCUAGAGCACGGCGCCGAUGCCACUGCUGCGGCAGCAAUAUAUGGCGGGAAAACAGCCCUGCAAGCAGCGGCGGAAGGAGGCCAUAAGGCAGUCGUCGAACGACUGACUGAUCGGGGCGCAACCAAGUAAUAUCCCAGAAGCCGCCGACAGGGCCGACAACGAGGCUGUGCACCAGCUAGAUGAGGUUAUGGUGGUAUGCGACGUCACUUUGUUCUGGCUCGCGAUUAGAUACGGAUGACGGCCGACGAAUGAUGAUUUUGGUAGCUUGUUUCGUUGUUCCGCGGG